This is a messenger RNA of Erpetoichthys calabaricus (reedfish), 3220 nucleotides long. It is a transcript of the gene fam76b, whose product is annotated as family with sequence similarity 76 member B. Bases 803 to 1801 code for a protein of 332 amino acids. The transcript is spliced from 10 exons. The record is from RefSeq and is a predicted model, not a curated record. Lineage: Eukaryota; Metazoa; Chordata; Cladistia; Polypteriformes; Polypteridae.
GGUGCAAACCAGUGUAUAAGCUCCAUUUCAUCUGACCAAUCGGUGACACCUUCAGCCAAUUCCUGUGGUAUAAAUGUGCCGCAUUAACUUUAUUACUAAAGGAAAAGUGCGCGCACUCUGCUUCCCCGCUUAUUAAAUAAAUACAGCACGACAAUCGUUUUCGUAAUUUCAGACUGAAUUGUAUGAGAAACUUUUUUUUUAUAAUGCAUUUGUUCAGGUAAACUCGGUGAAUAAUUAUGCUAAACAUUCUUAAGUAGAUAAUCUCCGAUAUUUUACAUACGUAAAUCUAAAUCAUUUAUAGUAAUUUAAAGUAGUCGUGGAUUGUUAUGUUUUAGAAAACCGCAGUACUGUAUGUGUUGCAAGACGAGAAUUGUUGUACAACACUCCCGCCUAUAGCAAUAGCAGUGGGCGUUGUUGAGUUUGUCCCUACCUUCUGUUUGGCUUCCACCAAUCUUCGACGUCAUCAGCCUCCAAGAUGCCCUUGUGAGUGGCUGCCAGAUUUCAAAUUGUAUCCCCCUCCCAACCACCCCAGCGUUCCCUCCCCAAGCCAUAGGUCAGGUUGCUCCGCCUUCUACGUCAUUGUGCAUUAGUUUCCGGUCCGAGUACCGCUAAGGAAGCCGAAAAAAGAGAGUACUCUUUUAAGGAUACUAGAAUAUUUGGUUAAGAAACAGUAUUUCGGUCUACUGUGACGGUCAUCGGGGUUUACCACGCUUCAAAAGCCUUUGGGCGUCGAAGACGCACACCACGCCUCCAGCUUCCUGUCUGUGGCUGGCCUGCUCUGCUCUUGUUGCUCCUGCUGGGAAUGGCGACUACAGCUCUGUAUGCGUGUACCAAGUGUCACCAGCGUUAUCCGUUUGAGGAACUUUCACAGGGACAGCAGUUGUGCAAGGAGUGCCGGAUUGCUCACCCUAUUGUGAAGUGUACCUACUGCAGGUCGGAGUUCCAGCAAGAGAGUAAAACCAACACAAUUUGCAAGAAGUGUGCUCAAAACGUGAAACAGUUUGGAACACCAAAACCUUGUCAGUACUGCAAUAUAAUUGCAGCUUUUAUUGGGACCAAAUGUCAGAGAUGCACAAACUCUGAAAAGAAGUAUGGGUCUCCACAGACAUGUGAACAAUGCAAACAGCCAUGUGCCUUCGACCGAAAAGAGGAAGGCAGGAGGAAGGUUGAUGGGAAGCUGCUUUGUUGGUUGUGCACUCUGUCGUAUAGACGUGUCCUGCAAAAGACAAAAGAACAGAGAAAAGGGCUGGGAUCGUCUCAUUCCAACUCCUCCUCUUCCUCCAUUGCAGAGAAGGAUCAACAUCAUUCCAAACAUCACCAUCAUCGGCACAGCAGUGCUCAUUCUAAACUGAGCAGUCUUAGUCCUGAACAAGACCAAGGUCUGUGGAAACCAAGCCAUAAAUCAUCAUCUAUUCAAAAUGAAACUCCAAAGAAGAAGCCAAAACUGGAGACAAAGCCAUCUAAUGGAGAUAGUAGCUCCAUUAGUCAGUCUAUGGAUUCUGGAGGAACAGAUAAUUUUGUCCUCAUUAGUCAGUUAAAGGAAGAAGUGAUGUCACUCAAACGACUGUUGCAGCAAAGAGAUCAGACUAUUCUCGAGAAGGAGAGAAAGCUAACAGAGUUAAAGGCUGAUUUUCAGUACCAGGAGUCAAAUAUGAGAGUGAAAAUGAACAAUAUGGAAAAAGCACACAAAGAAGCAAUGGAGCAGCAGCAGGCAAAGAACCGUGAGCUUCUGAAACAGGUUGCAGCUUUGUCAAAGGGCCGGAAAUUUGAAAAGACUGGAAGCACAUUUUUAUCUCCCUAAGAAAAAUGGAAGGGGGACAGAAAUAAAGUAUAAAGAUGUUUUAGCUGUCAACACUGUGAAGCUGUGAAAUGACCAUUCAAAUUUGGGUUAUCCAGGAGCACAACAUCAGUCUGCGCAGUUGAACAGGCAUAAGCAAGUUGGACGCCACAAGGCUGGUGUACAAUUUUGUUUUUUUUUUUUUUUGUUUUUUCUUCCCACUAAGCAAAGAAACACUAUGGCAAUAAGUUCACCAGUCACAGCAAAUCUACUUGAAACAAGACAGAUACCAUUUAGAGCUGCCUUCAGGUGUGGCCAAGAAGCAGAUGUUCAGCUAUCUUUCCACAGUACUCUGCAGGUCAGAUUUGGUCAUAGCUAUAUCCUGCGCGUGGUCCUUUAAGGCAAAUGUUGGCAGCAACACUGGUUGCACAAUGUGAAAGCUGGUCAAUUUUAAUCUUUUUAAUGACUCAAAACAAGCCUGUCUGUCCCCUUUUUUUUUUUUUUUUAAAUAAACUUUUUUUAAUUUAUUGAUAUGUUUGCACUUCAGUCUUGCCGAACACAAAGUUGAACUUAUUCAUAGAUACAUUUAUUUUGAGAGAAACCAGCUUAAUUUGCUCCAAGUCUCCUUACGUCAAGCCCCCAACAUUUUUAAUAUUAUUAUACUAAUGUAUGGCUAUAAAACCUAACAGCUCAGUGUUGAUCUGUGAUAGGAGUUGAAAAAGAUGAACAGCAGGUUGUGCAGGCUAAAUUGAGAGGAAACACCCUUCACCAUCAUCUUUAAAAGAAGCACCAAGAACCCAACAUCAGUGCAAUAUUGUUGAAUCAGUUAUAUAAUUACCAUGUGCAAUAAUGAGAAAUGUUGCGUUUAAUCUAUUGCCAACACUCUUUAACUGGAAUUACAAAUGAAUGUCCUUGUGUAAAGGGCUGAUGCCUCUCAUUUUAGCAGUCAUGCCUCUCAAAUGAAGUGUGAAGUGAUGCUUAGGAGAUUGAGAUCUCCACUGACAGGGAGAGAACUAAAGACUUUAGAUGCAGCAUCUGUAAAAUGUUAUGAAAGUCUUCUGCUAUGGCUUUCUGGUCAUUUUUCUUUUAACCUCGGUUUUCAACUUGAAACCUCCACGGGGGUCCCCCAUGCAGGGAUGGUGCCUGCUAUAAAAGUGCAUGCAAUCCCACUGCUGGGGCCGUGGCAAUUUGUACUGUAUUAUACUUGUAGACAGAAUUUUAAUCAUGUAUAAAUGGGAUAUGUAGGGCCUUUGUGUAAAACUUGUUACUUGUAUGGUUUAUAGUUGGUGUAUGUAAAGAAAUUAAUGUACCUAGAAUCUGCUUUGAAAUCUCACUUUUUUUACAGCUCUGAUCAGAAUGCUGUACCCACCCAUUGUACAGACUCACUUUUGUACUUUUUGCAAACCCAGUAUUUCAAAAUAUUAAAACUUGGUAAAAUCACAA